UUUCUGAACUCGUGUUACAGAACAGACAGACUUUCUCUCCCUCAAACUGUGACAUAAUUUCUUACACACCUGGCAAACUGUUCUCUCUCGCGGUUCAACGGAAGCUGGACUAGUUUCGUUUAUCAUCAAACCCGGUGCGGACAUGCCAAGUAGUCACGGUGUCCUUGCUGCUCUUCUUUUCGCCACCCUCGCGGUAGUCAUCGUUACUAGCGGCAUCGUUCAGCAGAAACGUGCAGCGAAUUUCGACUAUUACGACGAUGGCUAUCAGAAUUUCCAGCCUGUGGUGAAGUUCCAAAGGCCAAUCGUAGUUCCAGAAUUCCCGAAGAAGGAUCAACAAGAUCUCAGUAAGAUACCCGGUAUUCCUGGAGUGGACUAUCCGAUUUAUCACAGCGUUCCAAAGACCAGUUUUUCUUGUGCUCACGUACCCCAUGUACCAGGAAUGUACGCGAAUGUAGAGACUGGUUGUCAGGCGUAUCACAUAUGUCACGAUGGCAGAGAAGGUCAGCAAGGUGCCUCGUUUCUUUGCACUAAUGGAACUCUUUUUAAUCAGCAAGACUUUGCUUGUGAUUGGUGGUACAACGUGAAUUGUGCUUUAGCACCACAAUAUUACAGAUUAAAUUCAGAUCCAUUGACGAAUCCGUAUGUGUCGAAAGAAGAAAAAGAUGCUAUCAGGCAGAGAUUAAAUCGCAUCGUAGUGCUUUAGUUUUUAAUUUUAAUCAAUGAAAAUUUUAUCAAAUUUAUUUAUAAUACUGCGGAGAUCAUGAUAUUAAAAAUUUAUUAUAAAAUCAUUGAUAUAUCUGGCAAAUAAUCAUUCCAAAAUUAUAUUGGGAAAUUGGUUGUGGAAAAAAUUUUGAUAAAAAUUCUAAACAUAUACUUUGAUAGGUAUAUAAAAUUUAUAUAUUAAAUAUUUAAUGUAUAGAUACUUUUAUCAAAAUAUUGGGAAUUUAUAUUUAAUAAUAAAAUAAACUAUCAACUAUUUUGUGCAUUUUUACAAGGUAAAACACAUAAAUUGUAUCUUAAAGAAAGAUUUCGAUCAAUCACAUAAUCUCCGCAGAAUUAACGAUUAGAUAACGAUCGAAGUACCAUCGAAUUUUACUUUAUAUUCCAUACGUUUUAUAUAUUUUUAUUCUAGCUUCAAAAUUCAUCGAAAGAGCACGCGUUUGAAGAAAAUGAAAGUAAAGAAUAAAAUUGUAAACAAUGAAGUAGAACCGAUAAUGUAAAAGUUCAGAUAUUAUUCACAAAUUUAUUUCUAUCUCUUUUCUUUAUCGUAUUUUGAAAAAUUUCUUUAUCACUUAACACAUUGGCCAUCGCAAAAAAAAUUGAAAGUUUUUAUGUACUCAAAAAAAUUCGAAUAUUGAAUUCCAUAAAUUUGCAAGUUUCUCUCGUUCAAUUAGAAGAUAUGCUUAUUAAUAAAAUGAUGUCUGUUCAUUGUUUAUGAAUUAGGUAUAUCUAUAUGCACAUAUACAUAAUAUAUAUUAUAUAUAUACAUAAUAUAUAUAUACAAUAGGGAGUAAAUGACAUUAAGUUGAGUGUGAAACGAUAUCGAAUAUGAGAUCUAUAAUGAUCGGUAUAGUUUCAAAAUAAAAUCAAAUUGAAAAAAUCCUCAGCAGAAAGAAAAAUAUAUAUUCGAUAGAAUUAUUAAAAACUAUACAAUAAUAUUCGAUAGAAAAGCAAAACGAAAAAAGAAAGAAAGAAAGAAAGAAAGAAAGAAAGAAAAAAUAUGUAUAACAAUUAAGAAAUACAAUUAAUGUAUCCCUAACAUGAGAGAUUUUUCGUUAUCUCUAAUAGACGUAUCAAAUGAAAAUAAAAAAAAAUCUUGUUACAGAUCCGUUAUCUUUAAACGUUUCUCGUCAAAUUUCACACGGUACGAGCUGUGAAUCAGCAUUCGUUCGUUCGUGACUCAGGGCAACAAUGUGAGGGUAAUUUUUCUCGAAGGACGUGAAAGUCAGAAAGCUCUUGCGUCGAAAGGAAAGGAAAGGCUAAGACGAUAGCAGGAGAUGUAAACUGAGAGAAAGAGAGAAAGAGAGAUAAAAAAAGAUAAAGAGAGUGUGUAUGAGAGAGAGAGAGAGAGAGAGAGAGAGAGAUGGUAAAGUGAAAAUUGAAAUGAUUCUAACUCGAUUCUCGCUGAAGAAGUAUCAUUUUUCUCUCUUUCUCUUUCUCUCUCUCUCUCUCUCUCUCUCUCUCUCUCUCUCUUUUUCUCUCCCUCUCUCUCUUUCUCAUUCUUUCUCUGAUCAUUGAAAAGAGAAAAAGGGCGGAAGAUAAACCAGAAACUAAUAAGUAGGAUAAUGAAAAAGAAAAGCACGAUAGAGAUUCGAAAGGGAAGACGAUAUAAAAGUAUUGCAGUAAAGUAUUUCCAAAAAUAAAACGUAAAGAAGGAAGAAAGGAAAAAAGAUUUAAAUGAUAACUACCAAAGUGGAUCAUCAUCAAACUUGAUUUCUGCACGAGUAUAUAUCGAUUCUAAGUUUCUCUUCGCUCUUUUAAAAAAAAAAAAGUUCCGAUAAAACGUAGACAUAUCUAAACGACUUCUAAAUAUUUUUUCAAUUUCUUUUUCUGUUACUUUUCUUUUCUUCUUUUUUUUUUUUUUUAUAAGUCGAUACAAAUCUCGUAUCAAUUUUCGAAUAUAUUUAAACUAGUUAAUACUUAAAAAUCAGAAGAAACAUUCGUAAGAAUAUUUUCUAUUUUAUUUACUUUAUCCCAAAAAUUUUCUAAUAUUCGACGUAUAAUUCAAUUUUUUAUCGUCUCUAUAAAAAAUAUUAUAUACUCUAUAUAAAAAUAAU
This is a messenger RNA of Vespa velutina, 2777 nucleotides long. RefSeq lists its product as uncharacterized. The record is from RefSeq and is a predicted model, not a curated record. Gene Ontology annotation, molecular function: chitin binding. Bases 143 to 703 code for a protein of 186 amino acids. The transcript has 4 exons. Gene Ontology annotation, cellular component: extracellular region. Lineage: Eukaryota; Metazoa; Arthropoda; Insecta; Hymenoptera; Vespidae.